Molecule: messenger RNA, 553 nt
Organism: Zingiber officinale
Lineage: Eukaryota; Viridiplantae; Streptophyta; Magnoliopsida; Zingiberales; Zingiberaceae
Product: putative cell wall protein
Exons: 1
Coding region: 48-368 (106 amino acids)
Source: RefSeq, a predicted model, not a curated record
ACCAUCAAUCCUCAUUCUUCUUCUUCUUCUUCUUGGACGUACGUCCAAUGGCUGCCUCAUUGCAUUGCCAUCUCGUGCUCCUCUUGUUGGGCUUCUCGGCCUUUGCUCUUCCUGCCUUCGCCGGACGUGGAACUCCGGCGAGCUCCGACAAGAAGGAGCCUGACUGCUACGGCGUCCAGGAGGGCACCGUGCUCAUUCCCGGCAUCGGAAGGUACGAACUCGGAAGCCGUGAGUUGCCGGCGGUCGGCGGCUUGGACAGCAGCGGUCCGGCCGCGAGGAACGCCCAGUUUCUUCCCGGGAUCGACGACACUUUUGUGCCCAAUCCCGGGUUGGAAAUUCCGAACCCGUUCCGGCCGGCGACUCCUUGAUCGACCACUGCUUCUCAGUGCGGUGGGAUUCGAGAUGUCCUUUUGUUUGCACUAUGAAAUUCUCGUAAUUGUCGUCGUCGCGUGGAACCUUUGCAAAUUAUCUCAGUUUUUUAAAAUAAAAAUGUGAUGGUAGUACUGUUUCACCGAGGAAUUUAUCUUAUAAAUUUCCUUGUUUGCUCCGUAAA